Limulus polyphemus (Atlantic horseshoe crab) is the source of this 3529-nucleotide messenger RNA. Its product is annotated as hypoxia-inducible factor 1-alpha inhibitor-like. Gene Ontology annotation, cellular component: nucleus; cytoplasm. The coding region runs from base 144 to 1130 and encodes 328 amino acids. The record is from RefSeq and is a predicted model, not a curated record. The transcript is spliced from 7 exons. Gene Ontology annotation, molecular function: ankyrin repeat binding; peptidyl-histidine dioxygenase activity; [protein]-asparagine 3-dioxygenase activity. Lineage: Eukaryota; Metazoa; Arthropoda; Merostomata; Xiphosura; Limulidae. Gene Ontology annotation, biological process: negative regulation of Notch signaling pathway; peptidyl-aspartic acid hydroxylation.
GGAAAAUUAAGAAAUAAUGAAAACAAACGUUUACUAGUUCAACAGUCGCCUUCAGUGUUUUAUAACUUUUUAUCUUAUUGUAUGUACAUGAAAAUUAAUUAAUUCAUAUAUAGAAGAAAACAAAGUAAAUUAUAUUAACAGUAAUGUCAGAAAACGGGAAGACAUUUGAAGAAUCACACUUCCAUCUUUAUGACUUUCCUACAGUCUCAAUCCCUCGAUUAAGUCAUUUGAAUCCUGAUACUGACAGGCUUAUUUCAGAAAUGAAGCCUGUAGUCCUGACUGAUACAGAAUUAGUUGCCUCUGCUCAAAAAUGGAACCUUGACUACUUAGAGAAGAACAUUGGUCCUGGGUCUUAUACUGUUUACCUUUCAAACAAUAAAAAAUUCAAAUAUUUUGAUGAAAGUAAGAUACGAGAACACAACUUGAAUUUUACCCCUCCCACUGAACGAAUUGAAAUGAAAUUUUGGGAUUUUGCUGAGCGUCUUCGAAACUGGAAAGAUGGUGAAAAAAGAAUGUAUCUACAACAGCCUCUGAAUGAUACUGUGGGAAAGAAUAUGGUUGAUGAUUUUCUAAGUUUUAAUUGGAACUGGAUAGCAAGGCAGAAAAAAGAAAACAAUUGGGGACCUCUAACAUCUAAUCUUCUAUUGAUUUCUACUCCAGGUAACAUCACACCAGUCCACUAUGAUGAACAGGAAAACUUCUUUGCUCAAAUCCAUGGCUACAAAAGGUUCAUAUUGUUUUCUCCUGAUUGUUAUGAUAAACUCUAUCCUCAUCCUGUUUGGCAUCCUCAUGAUCGACAGAGUCAAGUUGACUUUGAUGUUCCCCAGUAUGAUAAGUUUCCAAAAUUUCAUGACAUCAGUGGACAGGAGGCAGUGUUAGGGCCAGGUGAUGUGCUUUAUCUUCCCAUGUACUGGUGGCAUCAUGUUGAAACUGUACAGCAUGGAGACUAUGCAGUUUCUUUAAAUUUCUGGUACAAGUCAGGACCUUCUGGAAAAAUUACAUAUCCUCUUCAAGGUUUCCAGAAGAUGGCAGUAAUGAGAAAUAUUGAAAAGAUGUUGGUAGAGACAUUAAAGGAUGUUAAUGAGGUUGGACCAUUAUUACAAGCUUUGGUGGAAGGACGGUAUACUUAGCUAUUAUUCAGAUACAUGGUCUAGUUUUCAAUAAAGAUUUUGUAAAGUGAAAGUUAUUUGUAAAACCUUUUAUUCCCUAAAAAUUUUUGGUGCUGAUUGUCUGAUUCCUGGCAAUGUCUUUGCAAAAUAAAAUGUCUAAAUAUUUUGGGAUUAGUUUAAAGUAAACUAUUAUGUUAAGUUUAUAAACCUAUAAGUUAAAAAAACAGCCCUCUUCUCAAUUUACUGUUAUUAUUAUUUGAAUAGGAUCAGGCCUUUGAUACAUUUAGUUUCCUAUGAAUGUCUCUCUUAUAACAAUUAUUGGUGUAAUUGUGUUUGUAGCAAAACAAAAGUAGGUAUAUAGACAAAUUAUUGAAUUCUGUUCCUACAUUACAUUAUUGUAAAUAUAUACUCCUUUGCAUUUUAUCUGGAUAGUUUGAGAUCCACUUUUAAGAUAAAAUGUGAACAUUAUUCCUUUUUGUUUUUUUCAGGAAACAACAUUUGUCACACAAAAGUUUGCUAUCAUUUGUUAGAUAAUAUAUGUAUCAGUUCAUGGUGUUUCCAAUAAUAUUUUUACUUCAGUGCAUUUCAAGUUUAAUUAUGUUCUCAAGUUGUAAACAAAUAUCUUAUAGUCUACACUCUUUAAAAUGUCUUCAAACUUUUAUUGGAAUAUGCUUGGGAAUUGUUGCUUACUUCAGUUAAAGUUUCUCUUUCUUUUAAAAUGCUUUUAAUGAUUGAUAACUUAUUUAUCUUAUAGUUUUUCUGUCAUGUGAAGUUUUAUUACUAAGGUGGUUGUAUGUUUAUUCUAUAGUUUUUUUGGUUUGUUUUCAGAGAGACAUUAAUGAUUGUUACUCACUUCUUUUACUAAUUUCAAAUCCUAUUUUGGCAUUCUAUUAAUGGUUGCUGUUUGCUUCACUGUACGUUUCCCUUCUCUUUGAGAGCUCUUUGUGGGUCUUUGUAAUUCAUGUUUUAGUUUUUUUUUCUUUUGGACUGAUCUUAAUGGUUUUUACUUCUGUUUCUAAUAGUUUUCUUUCCCAAUGAAAAUUUUUUAUUAUUUACUCCCAACUUUUCCUUUCUUUCGGAGUGCUCUUAAUGGUUGUUGUUUGUUUAUCUGUUAUGGUAUUCCUUACUGUGUAGUGCUCAUAAUAGUUGUUGCUUGCAUAUCUGUUAUAGUAUUUCUUCCUGUGUAGUGCUCAUAAUAGUUGUUGUCUGCUUCUGCUAUACUUUUCCUUUCUUUUUGAUGCUCUUAAUGGUUGUUUAUUUGUUUAUCUCUUAUGUUAUUCCUUCCUGUGUAGUGCUCAUAAUAGUUGUUGCCUACUCCUGCUAUACUUUUCCUUUUGUAUGGAGUGCUCUUAAUAGUUGUUGUUUGUUUAUCUGUUAUAGUAUUCCUUCCUGUGUAGUACUCAUAAUAGUUGUUGCCUGCUUCUGCUAUACUUUUCCUUUCUUUUUGAGUGUUCUUAAUGGUUGUUUAUCUGUUAUAGUAUUCCUUCCUGUGUGGUGCUCAUAAUAAUUGUUGCCUACUUCUGCUAUACUUUUCCUUUUGUAUGGAGUUCUCUUAAUGGUUGUUGCUUGUUUAUCUGUUAUAGUAUUCCUUCCUGUGUGGUGCUCUUAAUGGUUGUUUGUUUAUUUGUUAUAGUAUUCCUUCCUGUGUAGUGCUCAUAAUAGUUGUUGCCUGCUUCUGCUAUACUUUUCCUUUCUUUUUGAGUGCUCUUAAUGGUUGUUUCUUUGUUUAUCUGUUAUAGUAUUCAUUCCUGUGUGAUGCUCAUAAUAAUUGUUGCCUACUUCUGCUAUAUCUUUCCUUUUUUUUUGUAGUGCUCUUAAUGGUUGUUGCUUGUUUGUCCAUUGUAGUUUUCCCUAUUGGAGAGCCCUUAAUAAUUGUUGCUUACCACUCUUACUGCUUCCCAAGUCACCCAUUGCUCUUAAUAGUUGCCAUUUACUUUUGUUAUAGUUUUUAAUGGUUGUUCCUUACAUGACUUAUAGUCUCAUUUUGUUUCUGAUGGCUUCCAAAUGCUGUUACUCACUUCUUUUAUAUUUUGUCUUUCUUGUUGUUUGGUUGCCCUCUCUUUUGGAAAUCCCUUAAUGGUUGUUUCUUAUUUCUGUUAUAGGCUGAGCAUGGACCAGUGAUUAGCAUGUCAAACUGUGGAUCUAAGGUUCCAUGGUUCGCACUCUGUUACACUCCCCCCCCCUAAAAAAAAAGGGAAAAACAUCAUGCUCCACACUUUGGGGCUAUGGAUACAUUAUAAGAAUGAUGGUCAAAUCCCACUAUUUGGUUAGAUUGGCUCAUGAAUUGGCAAUGGAUGGCAUUGACUGGCUGCCUUUCCUCUAGUCUAUUACUUCAAAAUUAGAGAUUGCUAGUGCAGAUAGCCCUCAAGUAGCAUUGCUCAAAAUUCAAAACAUAUAAUUUCUAGUAUAUUUUUCCUUUU